GUAUGUGGCUCUCUGGCGCCGCUGCCCACCUACUCCAGUCUGUUUUCACUGAGAGUGAAAGGAGUGGUUGGAUGUAACAACAACAAAAAAGAAGAGAUUCGGUGUUUGAAUAACUCCGUUGGGGUGCUUUUACGGCAAGACAUUUCAAGACUAAUACAGCGAUGGCAGAGGCCCACCAGGCAGUGGCGUUCCAGUUCACCAUCACCCCCGAGGGGAUCGACCUGCGCCUUUCCUACCAGGCCCUGUCCCAGAUCUACCUCUCUGGCCUGCGCUCCUGGAAGAAGAGGAUCAGCCGCAUGAGGAACAGGGUGAUCAAAGGGGUGUACCCUGCCAGCCCUUCCUCCUGGCUGUUUGUUGUCAUAGCCAUCCUGGCCACCAUGUACAUGCGCUCUGACCCCUCCAUGGGCCUCAUUGCCAAAAUCCAGGAGCACCUGCCCGUCAGUAGUCUUUCUCUGAGUGUCCAGGGCCAGACCAUGCUGUCAGUGCUGGUGUUCAGUACCCUGCUGUGGCUGUCGCUCAUCCUGACCCUGAGGUUCUGUCUCAAGCUGCUGCUCUCCUACCACCGCUGGAUGUUCGAGCAGCACGGGCACAUCUCCACCACCACCAAAGUCUGGGUGACCCUGGUGCGUCUGCUGUCUGGCAGGAAGCCUCUCCUAUACAGCUAUCAGACCUCUCUUCCUUGCCUGCCCGUCCCGCCCAUAAAAGACACACUGGAGAGGUACCUGGAGUCGGUGCGUCCGUUGCUGAGUGGCCCGGGGUUCCAGCGGAUGACUGUGUUGGCGGCUCAGUUUGAGAACAGUCUGGGGAACAGGUUGCAGCGCUAUCUCAAGCUCAAAGCUCUGUGGGCUACCAACUAUGUGAGUGACUGGUGGGAGGAGUACAUCUACCUACGAGGACGAGGUCCCAUCAUGGUCAACAGCAACUACUAUGGCAUGGACUUUCUGUAUGUGACUCCCACUCCCAUCCAGGCAGCGAGGGCCGGCAACACCAUCACCGCUCUGCUGCUCUACCGACGCAAGGUCAACAGUGAGCAGCUAACGCCUAGUCGUGUUCCAGGUACAGUCAUCCCUCUCUGUGCAGCUCAGUGUGAGAGGAUGUUCAACACUACUCGCACCCCAGGAGAGGAGACUGAUGUGCUGCAGCACUGGCAGGACAGUGAAUUUGUGACUGUCUACCACCGGGGGCGCUACUUCAGGCUGUGGGUCUACAAGGCGGGGCGUCUCCUCUCCCCUAGAGAGAUAGAGUACCAGAUCCAGAGGAUCCUAGAUGACCCUUCACCCCCCGGACCUGGAGAAGACAGGCUGGGAGCACUGACUGCUGGAGACAGGGUGCCGUGGUGUGCCGUAAGAAAGCAGUACUUCAGCUCAGGGGUGAACAAGCGCUCGCUGGACUGCAUCGAGCGGGCCGCCUUCUUUGUCACCCUGGACGAUGAGGAGCAAGGAAUGAUGGGAGAAGACCCUGUGGGAAACCUGGACCGCUACGCCAAGUCCCUCCUCCACGGGAAAUGUUAUGACAGGUGGUUUGAUAAGUCAUUCUCUGUGGUGGUGUACAAGAAUGGGAAGAAUGGGCUGAAUGCAGAGCACUCUUGGGCCGACGCCCCGACAGUGGCACACCUGUGGGAGUUCACCCUGGCCACAGAUGCCUUCCAACUGGGUUACACAGAGGACGGCCACUGUAAGGGAGAGGUGGAGCGCUCCUUACCGCCCCCUCAGAGACUCACCUGGGACAUCCCUGUGGAGGUUCAGGAGCAGGUGUCCAUCUCUCUGUCUGUGGCACAGGCCCUAGCUGACGAUGUGGACUGUCAUGUCUUCCCCUUCAGGGACUUUGGGAAGGGACGCAUCAAAAAGCUGAAGAUCAGCCCAGACGCCUUCAUUCAAUUGGCUCUGCAGCUAGCUUACUACAGGGAUCGUAAGACGUUUUGCCUCACCUACGAGGCCUCCAUGACACGGCUGUUCCGAGAGGGGAGGACUGAGACUGUACGAUCCUGCUCCAAUGAGGGCUGUGCCUUUGUCAAAGCUGUGGAGAGCGGAGAGGGGCCGGAGCACUGCAGGCGGCUUUUCCGAUUGGCUGCUGAGAAGCACCAGAACCUCUACCGAUUGGCCAUGACAGGGUCCGGCAUUGACAGGCACCUCUUCUGCCUGUACGUGGUGUCUAAAUACCUGGGGGUGGAGUCACCGUUCCUAACAGAGGUGCUGUCAGAGCCCUGGCGCCUCUCCACCAGUCAGACUCCGGUUCAGCAGUUGGAGCUGUUUGACAUGAAGAACCACCCAGACUUUAUAUCUCUGGGGGGAGGCUUUGGCCCUGUGGCAGACGAUGGCUACGGAGUGUCGUACAUUAUCGUAGGAGAGGACAUGAUCAACUACCAUGUAUCCUGCAAGCACUCCUUCUCUGAGACGGACUCACACCGGUUCGGGGCCCAGAUCAGUCGGGCUCUAUUGGACCUCCUCUCUGUGCUUACCCCAGCUAAGACAGAGAACUCACAGGCCCAGGAUAAGAAACAGCAGUGAACACUUACAGGGAAAGAAGGGACUAUGGGGUGGGAUGGGGGUAGGUGUUUGCUUUGUUUUUUGAUAGUGGGAUAAUAUUAUAUUGAGCGUGGUUGUGUAUAAAGAAAGCCCUAAGAGAUUCGAUGUGAUGGAGGGGUGGAUGGAGGGAGAGAGAGUUGAAGAGAUGGAGAAGUGCAAUAGGAAGCAAGGGAACUAACAAGGAUGAAGCAGAGAGCUAGGGAAGGAGGGAUGGGGAAGUGAGAGAAGAAUCUCCACAAAAAGAGAAGGGAAUUAGUGGAGGUUAUCCCCACAUAGGUCAGAGGUAGGCAAUAACUUUUAUUUUAUUUUAUUUUUUCUUUGUGAACCCACUAUUAUGGCUUUCUUUUCUAUUUUAUCAUCUUGAUUGUGAACUACUGUUGGAAAGAGUUGUAAUGUUUGAUUGAAAAGUCCUUUAAAGACUUCCCUAGUUAAAAAUACAUCUAUAGGAGAAGCAGUGGAAGUUUAAAGAAGCGGGGCUGACUUGUAAUUUUGGUUUAACUCUGUUCUCACGUGAAUGUAGAUCACUAACGGAAUGGGUCGGCUGCAGUGAACAUCAAUCAUUAGGAUGAGAUAUCAGGGGCAGGGUUGGGGUCUAUUCCAUUUCAAUCGAUUCAGGAAGUAAAUUCAAAUUCAGUGAUUUAAAAACAAUUGAAUUAGAUUUUUCAAUGAUUUCUCUAUACAUAAGAGAAGGAGAAACAGUUAUUUAAUAAAAUGUUCUGUUUUUCUAUUUUAAUAAAAAAUCACUUUUGAAUUUACUUUAUUGAAAUGUAAUUGAUCCAAAUCCUGUCCAGGAUAUCUUCUUAAUUUUUUGGCUAGGGAUCAUCUCCAGUGCUCGUAUUCAUAAAGCAUCUCAGAUUAGGAGUGUUGAUGUCGGGACAGUUUUGCCUUUUUAGAUCCUAAUUAAUAAGAGUAUAUGGACAGGGAUGGAUCCUAGAUCAGCACAGCUACUCUGAGUUGCUUUUUGAUUACGGGCGAGAUUCAUUUUUGUUUUUAAACACCAUCACCAGUAGAAAUCCAGUUUUUUUUUUAGUUGAAAGACAAUGGCCAGAGCCUACCUUUUGUUUCAGGGCUGGGUUUUAUGUCAAUGUUACCAGCAUGGCAUUGUUAAUUCAUCAGAAACCGCUGCAAAGUUAUUCUUCUUCGCGAUUGGAUCAUUUGUAAACGUUUACUUAUUUUUUUGAUAGUCUGUAUUAAAAGUAUACAUAUAUAUAUAUUUGACCAUUUUAUAAAUGGUAUAAAUGCAUGAUAUGAUGGCGUUUUGCAAACCCGCUUCCCCCCUGUUUCUGAAUGGUUUUGACAACUAAAGUUUUUGCUUCACUACAGGCUCCACUGUUUUGAUUGGUGGAAGGUUAGCUAGAAACCACAAGUGUCUAUUCAGAUAAUGACAAGGCACCAGCGAAAGAAAAUGUAAAGGAAUUUAUAGUUAAUGUAAGUAAAGUCAUUGUAGCCUAUCAUUUCAAUUCCCCUGUGAGAACCAUAAGAUGACUUGGCUUUGCUGUACCCCAGCCAAAACCUGCCAGCAGUCUGCCUACUGUACCAAAGGUUGCACGACAAUGUCGAAAACGCAUAUCAGCAGUCGUUAUAAAUAUUACAGGAGCUUCAUAUUAUUGUCUGUAAUUAUUUUUAUGGUGGAGUCGAGGCCAUAAUUUGUGGAAGAUGCCAAAACUUUGGAGCUAACGAUAGAUGGUGGUGUCAAAGAUAUGCCAGUGUUUUCCAUCUGUGGCGGAGUUUUCCCUGAAUUAAUGCUUAUGACAAAUCCAGCUCCAGAACCAGCCAUAGAUCUACAGUAGCUGGCUACUGGUGUAGUAAAAAAAAACACAACGAGUAACAUUAACUAGCAAGAUAAGGUUAGCAAGAGGACUAGCUAGAUAAUGUUAGCAAGACAGACUGCUGUCAGUGCCCUAUUUGUUGAUGAUUAUGUCAAAAUAGUGGCGGCAACCUCCUCUGGGGGGGUCCUUUAAGUUCCCCAGAAUGGGAUCAUCUAUAGCAGGGAGGAAGAGGCGAAGCACAACGUUUCACUGACGCCAAAAUCUUUCCAAAACAAGCCAAUGCAUUUCUAUGGGCUUAUUUUGGCCCUACGCUUGUCGCCUGCCUUCCCGCCUUUGGGACAACAACUCCAAUUGUUUUGGGGGGGGGUGUGUUAGGAAAUUCUGAUUAAUAUGACUGAACAAAUCAUUUUAAAUGGAACUGUAAGUAAACUUAUACUCUGUUAUAUUAUAUCUGAUUAACAAUAUGAGUUCAUAAGAAGAAAUUGUGUGACAGGAGAAAGGAGUAAUUAAAGUUAAUGAACACCAUUCCAACUAGGAAGGAACGAAUGGGUUGUGGACUGUGUAAACACAUAAGGUCGUUAGCCUAUGGUUGACCCAACUGAAACGUAGCUCUGGGGUUUUUAGAUAAGGCAGUGAGUGCAUUUCUAGGGUUUCUGUUAAUUAAAAUUGUCAGUUCAGUGGUGAUCGAUAAUGUUGAGGGGUCAAAAGUUAUCUGGGAGUGUGUUAGUAAGUUAGAAUGAACUUUUCACCUUACUUUGUCCUGUCGAGAGGGGGUUCGGGUUAAGGCAGUGAAAUGACGUCAUGAUCUGUAUUUAACCUGAUGCAUGUUGUUUGAGGGGAGCGCGCUCCGAGAAUAAAUUCUAUUACCUAUUAUUUAAA
This is a messenger RNA of Oncorhynchus tshawytscha (Chinook salmon), 5173 nucleotides long. It is a transcript of the gene cpt1a2b, whose product is annotated as carnitine palmitoyltransferase 1A2b. Gene Ontology annotation, cellular component: mitochondrion. NCBI's taxonomy places the organism in Eukaryota, Metazoa, Chordata, Actinopteri, Salmoniformes, Salmonidae. The transcript has 19 exons. The record is from RefSeq and is a predicted model, not a curated record. Gene Ontology annotation, biological process: fatty acid metabolic process; carnitine metabolic process. Gene Ontology annotation, molecular function: carnitine O-palmitoyltransferase activity. The coding region runs from base 162 to 2507 and encodes 781 amino acids.